AUGCAGGCUGCCGGUGUAGCUACCGCCAAAUUUCAGCUCGCAGUUCCCUUCGUUUUGCUGCAAGCGUCUCCGGGUCUGGCAGCUCUUCACGCGUCUCGCGCACGCACCCUCCACCCCUCCGAGCCCGCCUUGAGGACGACGCAUUGUCCGUCAUGUGGGAUAACAUUCCUCGACGGAGGCGGUCACAUCAGAUCCGUGCGCUUGUCCAAGCGGCGGAAGGGCGCAAAACGGCAGGACUGUACUCGAGCCCUGCGCAUGUCAUGCGGGGCAUGCGGACACCAGCAAGACCUCCCCAUCGAGAGCAAGUCUUCGCUGUUAUCUCCCCAACCCAGGAACAGAAAGAGACAAGCAUCGGAUGCGAAGAAGGCACCACUCUCUGGGACGACGUCAACUAAGAGUGUGUACAUCCCGCAGGGCGCGGUCGACCGACACCCCACCGAUAGGACUGCAUCUUCGCCUGUACGGUCUUCUGUACCGUCCCAAGCGCGCCCGGCGUCACUGCAAAACACAACGAUGCUUCCGUCUAGUAGCUCCGUAACGGCUACCCCGCCUCGCCCCAAGGCGCGCUCAAAGAGAACCACUGGGUUGCAAGGCCUUUUGGCUCGCAAUCGGGAGAAGCAGGCCGAGGGAAAGAAGUCGAGCGAUCUCGGGCUUUCUAGCUUCUUGCAGGAAUUAGAAUAG
Postia placenta MAD-698-R-SB12 is the source of this 681-nucleotide messenger RNA. RefSeq lists its product as hypothetical. The transcript has a single exon. Lineage: Eukaryota; Fungi; Basidiomycota; Agaricomycetes; Polyporales; Adustoporiaceae. The record is from RefSeq and is a predicted model, not a curated record. The coding region runs from base 1 to 681 and encodes 226 amino acids.